Molecule: messenger RNA, 3307 nt
Organism: Lytechinus variegatus (green sea urchin)
Lineage: Eukaryota; Metazoa; Echinodermata; Echinoidea; Temnopleuroida; Toxopneustidae
Product: ADP-ribosylation factor 2
Exons: 5
Coding region: 121-657 (178 amino acids)
Biological process (GO): intracellular protein transport; vesicle-mediated transport
Cellular component (GO): plasma membrane; cytoplasm
Molecular function (GO): GTP binding; GTPase activity
Source: RefSeq, a predicted model, not a curated record
UGGCGGUUGACGCCCUCUACGCUUUACUUCGUGAAGGUAAAAGAUAAUCUUGAACGUUACGUUUCCGGGACUGGUAGUGGGUGCAGCUUGUCCUCAUACUUUUGAUCAGAAGCUUCAGUCAUGGGUGCUUUUCAAAGUCUUUUCAAAAACCUAUUUGGGAAGAAGGAGAUGAGGAUAUUGAUGGUUGGCCUGGAUGCUGCUGGUAAAACAACAAUUCUAUAUAAACUCAAACUAGGUGAAAUUGUCACAACCAUUCCAACUAUUGGUUUCAAUGUGGAGACUGUGGAGUAUAAGAACAUCAGCUUUACAGUGUGGGAUGUCGGCGGUCAGGAUAAGAUCAGACCAUUAUGGCGUCACUACUUCCAAAAUACACAAGGUCUCAUAUUUGUAAUAGAUAGCAAUGACAGAGAAAGAAUGGUUGAAGCAAAAGAUGAACUCCAUAGAAUGCUUAAUGAAGAUGAACUACGAGAUGCAGUCCUCUUAGUAUUCGCGAACAAACAGGAUUUGCCAAACGCAGCCAAUGCAUCUGAAAUCACAGAAAACCUGGGCUUGAAGUCAUUGCAUAAUCGGAAAUGGUUCAUCCAGUCGACUUGCGCCACAUCUGGAGAUGGUCUCUAUGAAGGUCUUGAUUGGUUGUCCAGAGAAUUAAAGAAUUAAUGAGAGCUUUUGCUUCCUAUAGGGUGGAUUUCAGUCAAAUAAGUUGUACAAUUGACAUAGCUAAUGACUCUUUGCCCGCUUUGUUAGACUAGGGUAACAUACAGCAGACUGCCAAGUUCAACUCAAGUCACAUUCUAUUCACAAUACACACAGGGUGCAUUAAGUCUAUUGCUCAUACACAUGUACACAAUAGUGAUGUGUGCAUGGCAUUGUAUUGUGUACACACCAAGCUUUUCUUUACAAUAAACCAAUCAAAAGCUAUUUUAUGCUGAAUUGGCAUAGUCCAUGCAAACCCCUCUUCAGGUUGCACCUUGAAUUUAAUGUGGCACAGGAGUGAUUCUGUCCAUGGCGGGCAAAGAGUUGAAUAUGAAGAAUGUUUCCAGAAGUCACAUCUUAAAGCUGAUUUAGUUUAACUUAAAGGAAAACCCUCCGAUAUUUGCUCAUUUAUUGAAGCUUUCAUUUAAAAUGUAUUUUUAUCAGAAUUUUCUGAGACUGUCGAUGAUCUGUCAUAUAUUCACUUUUCUGCAGUUUAUGUGGAAACCAAUUUGAUAUUAGAGUGACUUAUAUUUAAGGCAGUUUGGGUAGCGAAAAAGAAGAGUGGCACAAGACUGAGAAGAUGCUUAGUGUCCAAAACUAGAACAUCCAUAAUCAAGAUCAGAUUUGUUAGAAAUCAAUAUCUUGACCAUGUGACCUGGCUUAAUCACAUUUCUUAUGAUUUACAUAUAUCUGUUUCUUUUCAGGCAUUCAAAAUGGAUAACUUUCCAAAGUGCUUUAAAUGUAUAUUGUUGAUUAUUGUAAAUUUUUAUUAUCAAAUUAUUAAGCUUCAUGCUAAAAAUUAAUCCAUCCUAGUGAUGUAAUAGUACCUAACAAGACAUAUUUUGUAUGAUUGUGAUAUAAGUGAUGGCAGUUACAAUUUUCGUCAAAUGUCCUGCACUACGUGCUUGCAAAUACAACAAAAAAAAAAAUCAGGAAAACACUGGAAAUAUGCAGUUGGGGAAAUCAGUAAAGUGUAUUAUUUUAUGGAGAUAAAAUUUCAUGUAAUAAAGGCAUAUUUCCAGGUUGGGUGUAUAAAUUGCUAUUUUUGUUGUCAUUUUUAUACUUUUUUAAAUCAGGCUUAUUACAAAUUGACCUAAAAUUUAUAUCAUGUGGAAAAUUUUAACCUCAUCUAAAGGACAAGUCCAUGCCAACAAAAAUUUAACUUGAAUAAAAAAUAAAAAAAAACGAAUGUAAAAUAAGAAGGUUAUGACAUUCUGAAGUUUCACUUAAUUUCACAAAACAGUUGUAUGUACUUCCUAGUGAGUUUGCAAAUGAGGUCACUGAUGAAAUCACCCACUCACUAUUUCUUUUGUUUUUUAUUACAUGAAAUUUUCCAAUUUUUUCCACAUUACUGUGUGAAAUAAAGUUUCUUUCCUCCCUGAACAUGUCGAAUUGCCAUUGUUUUAACGUUUAAUGGUUCAGUCAAAUUGGUCAUUACUGUCAAACUUGUAAAAAUUGAAAUAUUGUAUAAUUCACACCAUAAACAAAAAUAAUGAGUAAGGGACAUCAUUGACUCCUAUAUGCACAUCACAGAGUUGUGCAUGAAACUGUUUAGUGAAAAAUAGGCGAAAGUUUUAUAGAAUGUCAUAACUUUCUUAAUUUAUAUCUGAUUUUAAAGAAAUUUUCAGCUGUACAUGUGGUUGUUUGAUUUUCCUUUAUUGAUUCAAAUAAAAAAAUUUAUGGGAUGGACUUGACCUUUGUUACAUUUAUACAAAAAAGUUACUCUACCUAGUGAGUAGCAGAAAAUUUACUUCCCGAAAAGGUCUUAUAAAUUCUUAUAAGCGUCAUUCAUGAAAUGUGAAGUUAAAUGUAGUAUAUAAAAGUGUUUUAUCCCCAAUCUUUUUAAAUCAUUUUCAUGUGGACUGCGUUCAUGUAUGAAUGAACAGGAGACAUUGUUUGAAGACAAUGCAAAUUUGUUUAUUUUAUUUUCAUAUUGUACAGCCCCAACACCAGUGAGAAUUCUGACAUCUCAUGUAGCCCUUAACCUGUUGGAGAUUGGAUGAUUUGACUAUAACACAUGUUUCCAUAGACUCCAGCCUGCAUAUAGGCAGGCUUAGUCUCCAGCGGGUUAAGAUUGAUACUAAUUGUUUGUAAUCAAGUAUAAUCUAGUCAAAUUUUGCCAUGUUGACUCAUCAUUAUAUUGAUAUGGUGAGAUAUGUUACCUUGCCAUGUCGACAUAUAAAAAGUUGUAUGCCGCCAUGGUGAGAUAUGUAUCCCGCCAAGUAGACUUAUAAAAAGUUUUAUGUCAAUGUGGUGAGAUACAUUAUCUUGCCAGAUUGACUUAUAAAAAACUUGUAUGUUGUCAUGAUGAGGUAGGUGGUAGAGAGAAACAAUGUAACGCACUAUAACUUUUUAUAAGUCGACUUGGCAAGAUCACACAUUUCACCAUGUCAACAUAAAAACACUAUUAUUUAAGUCAACUUUGCAGCAACUUUAAAGUGCUAUUGUUGUAAUCUUUUUUUUGCUAAUAUUUCAAAUCUAGUGCUAUCUUUUGUCUUGAUUCAUUGUAAUGAUUCAUAUUAUCUCUGCUUUUUUCUGUUUGUUCAAUUGUGCAUUGUAGUUUUUUUUUAAUGAACAAAGUUUAAUUGAAAAUAUAUGUACAUAUCUAUAUUUA